Molecule: messenger RNA, 1097 nt
Organism: Amphimedon queenslandica
Lineage: Eukaryota; Metazoa; Porifera; Demospongiae; Haplosclerida; Niphatidae
Product: cytochrome c1, heme protein, mitochondrial-like
Exons: 9
Coding region: 40-927 (295 amino acids)
Biological process (GO): mitochondrial electron transport, ubiquinol to cytochrome c
Cellular component (GO): respiratory chain complex III
Molecular function (GO): heme binding; electron transfer activity
Source: RefSeq, a predicted model, not a curated record
GUUGUUCCUAGGCCACACCCUUUAGGUGCAGUUUGUAACAUGGCUACCGGGGCUCAAGUGGUCUUUAGAAGACUCUGCAAAUUGUAUUCUUCGUCUUCAACUAAAGGGACGACAGCCUCUUUUAAAAUGUCUUCGAGGUAUUUCGGUACACUUGCAGCAGCUGCCUUUGGUUCUGGUGUAGUUUUAACGUCAUUGGUAGCCAGUGAUGAUGCAGUUCAUCCACCAAAGUACCCAUGGGAUCACAAAGGAGUGUUCUCUGCUCUUGACCAUAGAAGCAUACGUCGUGGGUAUCAGGUUUAUAAAGAAGUGUGUUCAGCUUGUCACAGUAUGCAGUACGUUGCUUUUAGACAUUUAGUGGGUGUGUCACACACUGAAGAAGAGGCACGGGCUCUUGCUGAAGAGUAUGAGUAUCCAGGUGAUAUUGAUGAGGAGGGUAAUCCCACCACACGUCAGGGGAAACUCAGUGAUUAUUUCCCUAAUCCUUAUCCGAAUGAAGAGGCAGCCAGAGCAGCUAAUAAUGGUGCCCUUCCUCCUGAUCUAACUCUUAUUGUUCUUGCUCGUCAUGGAGAAGAGGAUUAUAUAUUCUCUUUAUUAACCGGCUAUUAUGAUCCUCCUGCUGGUGUUGAAGUAAGAGAAGGUCUGGCAUAUAAUCCUUAUUUCCCUGGUGGAGCAAUUGGAAUGCCACAACAAUUGUAUGAUGGAGGAAUAGAGUAUGAAGAUGGUACUCCUGCCACUGUUAGUCAAAUGGCAAAGGAUGUUACUACCUUCCUACGCUGGUCAGCAGAUCCUAAGCAUGAUGAAAGGAAAAGGAUGGGAAUGAAGGGUGUGAUAAUAUUGUCACUAUUAGUUGGUAUCACUUUAUAUUGGAAGAGACAGAAAUGGUCUUUACUGAAGUCAAGGAAAAUAUUAUACUAUGAGAGACCUUAACUGAGACUGUCAGUCCAUGCUAGCCUAAGAGUCAAAGACAAUAGAUACAAUGUACUAGUUGUUGUUGUUGUUAUUAUUAUUAUUAUUAUUAUUAUUAUUAUUAUUACUUUGUGGCAUAAUGUGUAGUAAGUAAUUAGAUUCCAGGAAGUCAGGGUUUGCCCCUUCAGAAA